CAAGGCGCACGUCAUUCACGUUACUGGCUAUGACAGGGGAUUUGCUGAGCAAGAGCAUGCUAGUAAUUUGACAGUUAGAGUAUAAGAGGCAUCCCCGCUAUAUGACAUCUUGUUUUGACAGGGAAGACCUGUGGUCAACGCCGAAAUUAGAAGUACCACAGGUUAACUGAACUUAAGAACUGAUCGGGACUGGAGGAAAAAAAACAACCGACGGAGGCGAGAAUUAAAUCUGGGUUUCUUAUUAAGUUUUGCCAGUUUGUGCAAGACUUUCAAAAUUAUUUCAUCCAUCCACUUUGCCAAACGAGGAUGAGUUACAGCCUUAACUCUUUUCCACUUUACCCGAGUUGCGCAGCGGACUCGGGUCCAAUAGAAGCAUCGUACCCAGUCACUCAUACAACGGUAACUGACCGACGGAACAACAAUCUCACUGUAAACGGACCGUCUGCCCACCAUGCUUUACACAUGGCAGCGCCGCAGAAAUCUUCCUUUGCGAUAGAAGAACUAUUAGGCCUGGGAGAAGAACCCUCUAACCCCCAAGGAAUAUUUUUAGGGUCCAUGGGACCCUCGCACGGCUUUCACAAUCCCCCGCCGUAUUCUUCGGCGACAUCCCAUUACCUGCCGUGUAGCAGUAGUAGUGGUACCUUCCCUUCCUUACAGUCCUCGCACGGGCAGGUGCCCUCUACGUGGAGUCACAGCUAUGCUUUUGCUUCACCCUCCAGUUUUCCAGCAGCCAACUCACGAGGAGACGACGGGCAGAGAUUGCUCGUUCCCAGUCUGAGGCAACCUUCGGUCUUUACAGGGCCACCUGAAGGAUUCACAGAUCCAGGAAACGCGGACAGUCAGAGCGGGAAAAGAAAGAAGAAAAGGCGACACAGGACCAUUUUCUCCACGCCCCAAGUGGACGAACUAGAGAAAGCGUUUAAGGACGCCCAUUAUCCAGACGUCUAUGCCAGAGAAGUUUUGUCGCUAAAAACCGAUCUUCCAGAAGACAGAAUACAGGUCUGGUUUCAAAAUCGACGCGCAAAAUGGCGAAAAACCGAGAAGAAAUGGGGCAAAAGCAGUAUCAUGGCAGAAUAUGGUCUGUACGGGGCAAUGGUGAGACACUCACUGCCACUGCCAGAAGCCGUGAUCAAAUCUGCGGAAGAGGAGGGAGAAAAUAACAGUGCCCCUUGGCUGCUAGGGAUGCACAAAAAAUCGGCGGAGGUUAAUUCGUCAAUGAAAAACGAGGGAGGUGAAAGGCCGGUCUCCAUAGCAGAUAAAGACAGUUUUCGAACGGAGAGUAUUGCAACACUGCGAGCCAAAGCACAAGAAUACUCAGCAAAAGUAGUCCUUGACGCUCGCGUGGAGGACGAUUCUGAGGGCAAUUCGGAAGACAGUAGGGACACUUCACUCGAAUCUCAACCGUCUCGAGAUGAUCUGAAUUUAUAAGAAGAAGAAUUAAUUUUUAGAAUUUUUAUCCAAAGUUUAUAUCUUUGUGGGGAUAAUCACUGACAGUUGACAACACCAAGACCUGCUAAAAUAAAGCACGAUAUUGUUACUUUUGUAGUAAAUGGAAAUAUGCAUGUAUGAUCAGCGUGUUCUCGUGGAGCUAUCGAGCUCCAAACUCGAUGCUGAUGCUUAUGUUGAUGCUCCAUACUCUUUGAUAUCUUUUAAUAUAGAUAUCUACUUUUGUCCCCUGUGAAUAUGUCACGUGGGAAGUUACUUGCAUC
Molecule: messenger RNA, 1709 nt
Organism: Lingula anatina
Lineage: Eukaryota; Metazoa; Brachiopoda; Lingulata; Lingulida; Lingulidae
Biological process (GO): regulation of transcription by RNA polymerase II
Cellular component (GO): nucleus
Molecular function (GO): sequence-specific double-stranded DNA binding; DNA-binding transcription factor activity, RNA polymerase II-specific
Source: RefSeq, a predicted model, not a curated record